Malus domestica (apple) is the source of this 902-nucleotide messenger RNA. RefSeq names its product transcription factor WER-like. NCBI's taxonomy places the organism in Eukaryota, Viridiplantae, Streptophyta, Magnoliopsida, Rosales, Rosaceae. The record is from RefSeq and is a predicted model, not a curated record.
UAUCCGUCAGAAGCCACCACAUUCAUUAGACUUCUAACAAAAGCUCUCUCUCUCUCUAUCUCUCGUGCUUUCCUGCUUCGCAAGAGCUCCAAAAAUGGGAGGUGGGAAUGAGUAUAAGAAAGGUCUUUGGACAGUGGAGGAGGACAAAAUUCUGACGGAUUACAUCACGUUGCAUGGCAAGGGCAAGUGGAAUCGUGUCAAUAAAGUCUCAGGAUUGAAGAGAAGCGGCAAAAGUUGCAGAUUAAGGUGGAUGAAUUAUCUAAGUCCCAGCGUGAAGAGAAGUGACUUCUCGGAGGAAGAAGAUGAUCUCAUCAUUCGACUCCAUAACCUCCUUGGCAACAGGUGGUCUUUGAUUGCUGGCCGUGUUCCUGGGAGAACCGACAAUCAAGUCAAGAACCAUUGGAACGGUCAUUUGAGCAAGAAGCUCGGUGUCGGUUCAAAAAGAGGAAAGACAAAAGCGAAGACUUAUUCCGACUCAAAACGAGCAAAAAAUAAUUUCUGCAUGCCCUCAUCAGAGUCAAACUCCGAGCUGCAACCACUUCCCAAUUCCGAUUCCAAUUCCAAAAUUUUCGGUGAUCAUGAAGCUGCAGCUGCCAUUGAUGAAUUUGAUGAUGAGAUGAUGAACAUCCAGGACCACAUUGGCUCUACAAGUGAGGUUGGUUUUAGUGGCAUGUGGGAGGCGACGAUGAUGAGUAAUGACAAAUUUUGGUUUCACAGUGAUGACCUUAAUCAAUAUAGCCCUUAUUUAUGGGACCCUACGCUGGAUGAUCACUACCCUUUUCAAUUUGAUAAUUUGUAAACUUUGUUAUUAUAUUUUGUAUGUCUUAAUUCUGUAUUUACACUAAUUCGAUAUCUAAAUUAUAUUUUGUUAAAUAGUUAUGAAAUACCAAUUACAGUGAAAA